AAAAUAGUAACCAUAAAGGGCAAAAAGGUCCUUUCAGAGUCACAUCGUCUCUCCCCUAAUUUCUGGGAACCACAAAUUUAUUGGGACGAGCGUGCGGUGGAAUUCAUUCUCGUGACACUCCACCACGUGGCUCAAUGUGGUUGGUCCAUUCUUCUUUACAAUCACAAAUUCACAAUAUCUCGUUUUUCUUUUCUCCGUUUCAAAAAAUUCAAUUAACUUUCGGUUGCAGAGGAGGGUUUAAAUUCGAUACCCAAUUUUAUCAUAAAAGGAAUAAUCUUAGGGAGGAGUCGGCGUGUUCACACUUCCAACCCAAUCGGGCUGUCAAAACGACGACGUUGACAGCCCGGUUCUCUGGAGAUAGACAGAUAGAUAUAGGUACAUUCCCAGUUUCAGGUCUGGAAUUUUGAUUCUAGAUAAGGACAAGGGUUGCUACUUGUUGGUGUUGUGCUGUAGUAUUGGUUUGACAAGCUUUUGCGUUGAGUUGAGUUGGGUUGAGUUUAGUAUCUGCAAUGAGUUCGUUUUCUGGAGCCAUUCAAAGACCUCUGGUGGCGGCUGCCGCAGUUGCUGUUGCUUCUUUCUCUGCUGAUCUCUCCGAUAAAUUGCCAUCACGUGAUUGUUCUACCUCCGAUUUGGCACAUUCUACUCCUUGUAGCAACAUACAAGAAUCAGAUUCAUCCUGGGUUUCUCAUAUUUCGGACUCUAAACUUGCUAACCUAUCUUUUGUGACCCAGAUUCCGGUGCCUGUGCCUAAUGUUCAAUUCCGGGUACCGAGUUUGGGACAGAAUUGUGUUUCAAAUUUUUACCAUUCUUCGGUUGCUUCAUCACCACUUCUUCGGAAUUUGUAUCACUCUGCUGACUUGCCUAGAGUCUCGAGGUCUGCUGCAUAUUCCCAUGGUAUCUCCAAUUCAACUUCUGAGGCUGAGGUCAUGUAUAAAUGGCAUUUACCCGAACUGAAUGCUUUGGAUGAUUCUAGUUGUUCAUUGACAAAGUCAAGGACAGUGGUGGUCUUGCUGGGAUGGUUGGGAGCAAGGCAGAAACACUUGAAGAAGUAUGCGGAAUGGUACACUUUAAGGGGGUUUCAUGUGGUUACCUUCACGUUUCCAAUGGGGGAGGUCCUGAGUUAUCAGCCGGGUGGAAAAGCGGAGCAAAAUGUUCAUUUGCUUGUGGACCACUUGGCUGAGUGGUUAGAAGGGGAAAGUGAUAAGAAUCUUGUCUUUCAUACUUUCAGCAACACUGGAUGGUUAACAUAUGGUGUUAUUCUUGAACAUUUUCAAAACCAGGAUCCAACUAUCACGGAAAGGAUUAAGGGAUGCAUUGUAGACUCUGCACCUGUUGCGUACCCUGACCCACAGGUCUGGGCCUCAGGUUUCUCUGCUGCAUUUCUCAAGAAGAAUAGUGUGGCUACAAAAGGACGUGUUUUUUCCGAUCAAUCUGGCAUUAAAGUAUCAAUUGGCAGUGAAGAUGAUUUAGGGCUCAAACCUGCUCUAACAGAAGCAGCUUUACUACUAAUUCUAAAGAAAUUUUUUGAGAUCAUUCUGGAUCUUCCUUCAGUGAACAGGAGGCUCUCUGAUGUUAUGAGCAUGUUAUCAUCAAAACAACCAAGCUGUCCACAGUUAUACAUGUAUAGCUCUGCUGACAGGGUUAUUCCUGCUGAUUCAGUGGAAUCAUUUGUAGAGGCUCAGCGCAGGGCUGGACAUGAUGUGAGGGCAUGCAAUUUUGUCUCCUCACCCCAUGUUGACCACUUUAGGAAUGACCCAAAAUUGUAUACAUCUCAGCUCAGUCAGUUUUUGGAGGAGUGUGUUCUUAGCCGUUGUAAAUCUUACUAAUUCUUUACAUUCCUUGGCUUACUCAUACACCAUAUAGUUCAUUCAUUUUGAUUUUUGAAAGCAGCCAUUCCAUUAAUGGAUGUUGCCAUGGUGGUUAGGACUUUAUGAAAAGUCAACCACCUCAAGGGGAUUACACAAUUGUUCCCUCACAGGUUAUAAUUGAUUCAUUGACAUAUUGAUAGUGCAAAUGAAAGAUAUGUUACACAAUUGUUACCUGACAGCUUAUAAUUGAUCCCUCGAUAUAUUGAUAGUGCAAAUGAAAGAUUUUGCAACUUUCUUCAAUUGA
Glycine soja is the source of this 2112-nucleotide messenger RNA. Its product is annotated as transmembrane protein 53-like. Bases 510 to 1826 code for a protein of 438 amino acids. NCBI's taxonomy places the organism in Eukaryota, Viridiplantae, Streptophyta, Magnoliopsida, Fabales, Fabaceae. The transcript has 5 exons. The record is from RefSeq and is a predicted model, not a curated record.